This is a messenger RNA of Pimephales promelas (fathead minnow), 4517 nucleotides long. It is a transcript of the gene fam222bb, whose product is annotated as family with sequence similarity 222 member Bb. The record is from RefSeq and is a predicted model, not a curated record. Lineage: Eukaryota; Metazoa; Chordata; Actinopteri; Cypriniformes; Leuciscidae.
CAGUGGGCACUGGGCAGCAGCAGUGACUAGACAAGCGCUUUAUCGACACAAGCAGAGCACAGGUGCCGAAUAACCCAGCAAAAUGCUCUUUUAAACAAUCGCACGUCUCAUCCCGGAGCCAGAGACGUGAUGAGGAGUAAAAGUCCAAUGUUGCAUUAGUCUCAUUGUGACAUGCUGGCCUGUCUGCCGGUAUCAAACCUCUCCUUCCAGCUUCUCUCGUACACGCAGAUGAACACUGGACUUCAGAAAUGGGACACUACACAGAGGAUGAGAUCAGCACACUAUCCUACCCCAGCGGAAUUGGAUGCCUAUGCUAAGAAAGUUGCCAAUAACCCACUGACUAUAAAAAUCUUCCCCAAUAGUGUGAAAGUACCUCAGAGGAAGCAUAUUCGCCGCACCGUUAACGGUCUCGACACCUCCAGCCAGCGAUACAGCCCCUACCCACCUCAGGUCAACACCCGGACGGGCCUCUUGGCCAUCGUCAAAGUUCCCGUCAAAGGGAUCCUCAAGGACAUUGAAGGCGGCCGAGCCCGUUUUCUCCCCAAGCUCAUCAUGAACCCGCACAGUGGGCUUUACACCAGUUCCAGCACUUUAAAUGUUCCUCACACUGUUCCACACGUUCAGACUCCUUUAGGCCAGAAGAGCCUCGCCCACUCUCAGGCCUUGCAGGCCCAUUCACAAUCCCUGCAGCAGAAGAGUAGUUUACAACCACAGCAGAGCCUGGCUCAUCAGGAGGCUUUACAUCAGAGCCAGGCUCACCAACCGCCAGUACCACACCACGCCCUAAACCACCAACAGACUCUCAUGCAGCAGCAGCAGACACAAUUGCCUGGUCCACAAGGACUACGGCAUCUGCCUGAUAUCGCGCAGUCUGUGAACCUGCAACACUCCCAGGGCUUCUCUCAAUCCCAACCCAUGCCACAGGCCUCUUGCACUGGGCCGCCGGCCCCGGGGGUCUUACAGCCACCCCUGGCAGGCUUACAGAUGGCACGCAAACUGCCUGACGCCGAUGCCCCUCCCAAUGUGACUGUGUCUACCUCAACCAUACCGCUGUCCAUGGCUGCCAGCCUGCACCAGAACCGGCCCAGCGACUUGAGCAGCAUCGUCAAUCAGAUCAACCAGUUCUGCCAGGCUCGGGCUGGCAUGGGCUCUACCUCCGUGUGUGAAGGACAGAUUGCCAACCCCAGUCCCAUCAGCCGCAACCAGCUCAUCAACGCAAGCUCUCGGGUGUGCACUCAUCACGUUGUGGGUCCACCGCCUUCUUGCGUCCUUGGCAACUCUGACAAAGGUGGUCCUGCUCUGCAUCUGCCCGACAUCGCGGCCAUGAACAGGAUGCCCCUUUACCACAAUGACAUGAAGCAGCAGCAGUCCCAGCCACAACGUCAGCAGGGCCCUUGGGGCCAGCACCAGUUGGCACACCUUCAGCACCUUCCGGAGGGAGCGGCUCACCAGGGCAAGAAUCUCCCUAGAGAAGGCCUAGUGGGACCAGGGUUCCUAACCAAGGGCAUGGGCUACCCGCAGGAGGUGUGCAUGGCUCAGUCCUUCAACUUGAAGCCCCCCACUGAUAAACCAACUCCAUCUCCUCCGGUCAAUGGGAUGCCCAUGAGUUACAGCAACGGCCACUACAUGCAGCCUCACUGGAACAGCAUCCUGCCCACACCAAACAGUGACAGCUCAGGGUCUCAAGACCUGGUGGGGCCGUUCCACGGAGGCCUCUCAGGGGCCUCCAUAGACUGCACCCCUGGAGCACAGUACAGGACGGGGCUGUCCAUUUCAAGCCAGACCAACCUGAUGCAGACCAUGGAGUACAUGGGUGGCGACUUCCAGGCGCCCUGCUUCCGAGCGCAGAAUCCUGGCACAAUGUCAAAGAUGCACAGAGCCUCAGUCAGCAGGGCCACAGAUUCAGGUGAUAGUAGAAAUGUCCACAUCCACCACCCAGGGUACAGAUGAGCUGCGGCCAGUUCACGCUAGUCAGUGUUAGUCGGAGCGCAAGGAAAAAAUUCCCCCAUCUUGCAAGUGAUCUACUGAAUGUUUCCUGUGUGAUUAUUUACGUGGCUACCACAAAUCUUAACACCCAUGUGCCACUUUGGUUUCUUUUAUUAUUUUAAUUUAGUAUAGAUUACUUAAAUAAUUAGCCGUUGGGGGGGGGGGGGGGUGGCUUUUAUUUAUUCUAUUUUUAAAAGAAAACAGCCAUAACAGCUUCAGUUUAUGACAUCAGCACUGUUUUUUUUUUUUUUUGCUUUCUCCAAGUCCUAUCUGGUCUGUGUAAUGUAAUUGGAAAAAUGUACCACAUAACUCGCAUAUAUUUAUUCGCUCUUUGUUUUUUGAUUAGCAAAUGUCCAUUAUUUAAAAAGCUGAGAAGAAAUUCUCAGCAAAUUCCAUUUGUAUGUAGUUUAGGCCUACUUGAGAUUUGAAGUACUAACUCACUGAAGACAUUUUAGGGGUGCCAUGAUGCUGAAAUCUUUGGCUGUUCCAUCGAAGCUAACAGCUUGUACAAUGUAUAGAGGUUGAUUUUUAUUUUGUUCCUCUCAAUGUUUACAUAUUGUGCUUUUGUAACUAAUCCUAAAUCGAUAUGAAAGUGCAAACUGAUACUGGGAUAUGCACAUAUGACAAGACUGUUUCUUUUUCAGACUGUUGAACAUGAAUCAGGUUAAAGUCUUUGAUGGAAAUGUUACACUGGGCUGAGUAAAGCCACAUCGUGUACAACGUUAAUCCUUCUUUUGAAGUGUCAGUUAAUGCGCUAUCCUUUUUAUCCUAUUUUUUUUUUCCUGAGUAUCUUAUUAGAUUUCAGUUUAAAUGGAGACUGCUGUAGACUGAAAUUGCUUCGAGACUUGUGCUGUGCCCUAAUUGCAUAGCUUAGGGGUUUAUUUUGUGUCUCAACUUAAUUGUUACUACUUGAAUUUCAUUGGAAAGACACGGUGACAGCAGGCUUCGACUCACUACAAGUCUUACAGCAAGACCGACUUUAGCAGCCGACCCAAUCCUUCCUUUGGGAAGUUUCAUCACCCGCUUGUGCGUUAGUUCAUCAUUAAAGGAAAGACGUCCUUGACCGUAAUUGGAUGACGGAACGGAAGUGUGUUGAUGUAAGCGCAAUAUAAAUGAGCACCGCAGGCUAGCCUGUGGCUUCACUGCUGUGUUACUGUAACUGAGAGGUGUGAUUAGCCGGUGUGAAUGCUGUGUAUUGGAGCGGAUUGGCUCCCUGCUUUUGCUCCAUCAUUAACACCAUACCGCUCUUCCCUGGCGGGAUCAUUUCCAUCUCCGUCACACGCUGUUGUGUCAGCUGAAGCCUGCCACUGCAUUUUCCACCCACCUUAGGCACUUGAUGUGUCACGUCGGUCUUAUCUGAAAUAGCUGAAAUGCACCGCCGGUGACAGUCUAGGUCUAUUUGCUGGGAAACAACCCAAGUAAAAUACACAUUUUACGUUUAGUUGUGUUGUGAAUCUGAUAAUUGAUCCAUCCGAUGCUCCACGGUUUAACUCCCAUGGAGAGUUUCUCUCUUUCUCAGGUCUACCUGUGCCUCUUCUCAUAUUCUCCCUUGACUUUUAUGUCCAACAAGUCUCUCCACCUUUAUCAGGACAGGCCAUCUGGCAGGGGAGCAUGGGUAUUGUCAGACUUUGGUGUAACGAGUGGAGCAACUGCAGAUGAGUGAAUGGGUGGAGCCGUGACACCCAGUAUCAUAACCUCCCUGUUUGCCCCUCAAAAGCCUUAAAUAUUUGAUCCCUGAACUGUCCUUGACAAUAGGCAUGGCGUAGAAUAUAAAUUAAUGAUAUCUUUUUGUGAAACUUUAAAUCGGGGGAGCCUACUCCCGAAAGGAAGAUUUUUUUUUUUUUUUUUUUUUGUAUUUAGCAAUGUAUGUGUAGUAUUGGGCUGUAACAGUUCACAUUCACACCAUGUCAUGUUAUGUUUCCUGAACUAGCGUCUUUAUUUCCUUUGUUUACCAUUGCAGCAAAACCUGUUUAAGUCCUAAAUCUGUUUCCUGUCAUGGGCGAACACAUAUGUUGGAAAUGCAAGCUCUACUAAAUGCUUUGCAUCCUGGCUAAGGUUUUUCGGUAACAGCAAGCCUAGUUUAAGCUUUCACGACAGAAUACGUUUCCCAUGAAGCUGCUAUUUUAUUCUGACCACAAAAAAAAAAAUGAUUUCUUAUAAUUGUUGUGAGGAUAGAGUUAAGGUCUAAUUUAUGUUAUGCCUUUUUUGCAAUGCAAUAUUAAUAGGUUGAGUAUCGGCAGAAACAAGUUAUUCCGUUUGCCUGUCGAACGUCAUUUGUAAAGCUUGAGUGUUUAGACUUCCUGUAUUUCUUUCGAUCCUUAUUUCAUGCCUUGUUACAGCUCAAGAGUACAAUGUCAGGUUACUCUUUUAAUAGUUACUAUCUCUAUGUGAAGUGCCUCCUCUGGGCUGAUGUGGACUGAGUGUUUGUGACCAUUGGGAUGGAAAAAUGGACUGGCGCUAGUGCACAUUCCAUAGACGUUGUGCACUGCUCACGAAUGGGGGACCGAGCGAGCUACUUUAAAAACUACUGA